AAACGUGUUCAAGAUACCGAACGUCAACGCAACGCACCGCUUCAGCUGGAACGAAUAGUUUCGGUUUAGUUCAGUUCAGUUUCAGUCGCAAGCGUGUAAGUGACAUUCUCUGUGUAUUAUUUCAGUGAGUUGUAGCAUGUGAUUCUCGUGUGAUUGUGUGUAGGCCUACAUGGAGCAAUCUUCCGGUGCUCCAGUGUUGUAUCUGUUCGAAAAAAUGAGGAGCCACAGUGAAUUGUUUUGGUGAUUGUGUGUUUAUGUUGAAUGAUGUCAAUAAACUAUGGGUUGGACUUUCAGAAAUCCAUCCAUCAUCUGCUAUUUAACAGUGAUGACCAUGUUUAUACUUGGCAUUUCAGUUCCGUCGUCGGCGAAAUUGCAAGGUACAUCUGCGGAUGCGUAUCUCUUUAGAUAUGGUCUCUUAGAAGGUCAACAGCAGCAGCAGUGCGGCAAAAGCUGCCUGAAGUGCGACUCGCGUCACAAUGGCACCGAUGGUGGGGGGAGCGGCGAAGGGGAAGCGAGGUGCAUCAAGUGCAGUCAGCUGAUUGUGCUGCACUCUCGUGUCUGCGUCGACUCCUGUCCUCCCGGCUACACAGAGGAGUUCUCCUCUCUAGUCGACUACAUGGGCCGCGUUUGUAAAGAAAGUCUGUUCCUGGGCGGCAUAGCUCUCUCGGGCCAGACCCUGGCGAUAGUGGUGGGUGCCCUGGUGGGAACUGUGAUCUGCUUCAUCCUGGUGCUGAUCGCCGGCAUUUGUGUCAAGUACCGGCGCUACAGAGCUUUCAGAGCCAAGCAGCGCGACUCGCUCAGUCUCUCGCACUUGACUGGCACGCAGAGGAGUCAGGAUAGCGACGACUCGGAGCGGCCAGAAUUUCUGAAGCUCCUGGCUUCCCUGAGGCCAGAUGCCCCUGUCUUCCUAGCCAUGUUGAACGAGACUAGGAGGCAAGUUCGUGAUCUCAGACGACCUAGUCGUCAGGAUUCAGCAAUACAGGCUUACAAGCCGGUAUUGAAGGAUCUCUCCCGUAUUCUUAUCCUAUUAAAUAGGAGAGAAGAAAGGAUAGUAACUCCUCCAGCUGAUUGGGAGACUCUAUUAGCAUGGGGAGAAAGAGUUCUUAGGCGUUAUAAGAAACAAAAUCCCAAUCAGGUAGCACAAUUAGUCAGUUUCCUGCAAGUGCCAGUGCAGACGCAUCACCCCCCACCGCCCUCACCCUACCCGGCUCAGCUGACUACCUUCGCGGCAUCCCCCUCCCCCGCACCCUCCACCCAACCACCUCCCUCGACACCAUCUCCCGUCGCCAUGGCAACCAGCCGCAUCAAGCCCAACUUCCAGCAGCUGGCCAUAUCCGCCUUUGACAACAACUACAACAGUCGGUCGAAUAGUAACAGAAAAUCAGAAGACGAUAUGAGGCCCAACACAGCAGCCUCCCUGCUACAGCAGCCGUCACUCAUAGACUCCGGUGUGGACUUCAGCUCCAACUGGGAGUUCAACCCCAACAACUACACCAUCCUGGCAGAGUGGUCGGCCACCACUGACGACAACAGUCCAACCGAUUACUCAGAGUUCGCCACCACUGACGACGAUGACUUCUUCACGCUCGGUUUCAGGCCGCAGGACGAAAUCACAACUGAAUUAUGAUAUCAACUGAAAAUUAUUUGCCAAAUUUGUUCAAAUUUAUGAUCACAACUGUACAGUAUAAUGAUGAACUAUAUUAGACUCAAUGUAACGGUGAUGUAAAUAAUUGUAUCCAACAGGAAAUCUGUGACAUUGGAUUUUUAGUGAGAUGAGUAAACAAAAUUAUGAUUAAUCUGUUGCAUAUCCAUACUUUUUCACUAUUAAAAUUAAACUUGAAUUUCAAAAGUACGAUCAUCAUCAGACAGUCUAUUUAACUCCAUACCGGUAAGUGGUUUUAAAAUUCAAGUUGAAAGUUAUGAUAUUAACUGAAUAUAAUUUGCGAAAUAUGUUAAAAUUUAUGACCAUAUAACUGUACAGUAUUAUGAACGAUAUUAGAAAACGAUAUUAAUUUUUCUAACAAGAAAUCUGUGACAUUGGAUUUAUUUAGUGAGACGACAAACCUAAAUUAUAUGGUAUCAACCAGAACUUAUUCAAGAAAUAUGAUCGAAUUCAUGACCAUAAGCAUAUAACUGUAUACACUAUCAUGAACGAUGUUAGAUCAUUUUAUCGGUGAAGUAGAUUUUAUUCCAAAAGCAAAUCUGUGACAUUGGAUGUAUUUAGUGGGAAGAUAAACCUCAAAAGAUGGAACCGUAAUGAUGUAAUGUACUCAUACUAAUUAGGGAUAGUUGGUCAAAUUUAUGAUCAUAACUGUACAGUAUAACGAAUUAAAUGAAAUUAGUAUCAUUGUAUCGGUGAAUCAGUAACGUAGCCAGGAUUUUAAAGGGGUGGGUUGUCCAAAAUAUUGUGCUCUUAUGGAAAGCCCCCUGUAAAUUUGAUGAGGAGGGGUGUUAUCUUGGAUUUUUUAGGCUCAUGGGGUAUGGGGGGGGGGGUUGUGGCCUGUUAUGUAACCUGGAAGCACCCCUCACCCACAUCGGAACGCCACUGGGUGAAGUAGAUUUUAUUCAAACAGGAAAUCUCUGACUUCCUGAUUUCAAGAGAAAACUGUCAUUCUGUAUUAGAGCUGGUGUAAAUCGACUUACUAUGAAUUCUUAAUACAGAAGUUGAUAGUUCCAAGUAUGAUUUUGAAGAUUGACUGCGUGAUUUCGGGAGAAG
Messenger RNA from Nilaparvata lugens (brown planthopper), 2716 nucleotides. RefSeq lists its product as uncharacterized. The record is from RefSeq and is a predicted model, not a curated record. The transcript has 8 exons. Bases 278 to 1627 code for a protein of 449 amino acids. Lineage: Eukaryota; Metazoa; Arthropoda; Insecta; Hemiptera; Delphacidae.